CAUAUAUUCAAACUGUCCGGCAUCUCUCUCAACACUGAACAGCUUUGGGUGUCUCUCUGUGCAAAAAUCGCGCGAAAGUCUUGGCAAUAAUCAUAGAAGAUUCUUUACUGGUAGAUGAAUGAGAGUAGCAUAUUUUUUUCUUUUCGGGAAGCCUCAGCGAAACAUUUUUUGGGGGGAAGGAGGUGAAAAAAAAGCGCCGAGUAGAAUCACUCCAACACUCAACAGUGGAGCAGUAUUUCAGUUGCGAGUCAGCCGUUGAAUCGGGUCGGUGGUUUCGCUUUUCGCGGGUCCGUAAAGAGUUGUCACUUUUUUUUCUCCCAGAGUUUUUAAAGAAAAAAUGUUUAGUCAAUUGAUUUGAAGUUUAUACGAAUUUUUGGAUAUUAUAAAAUUUCAAAAUAGCUUUUCUUUCGGAUUUUGUGUUUUCUUUUAUUUCGACCAAAUUGAUGGAAAAUUUACGAGUACUUGACGAAAAUUGAUGUUUUACUGAAAUAAGAAUAAAAGAAAAAAAAAACUACGAAAAGUGCUUAGUAUGUCUAUUUCUUAAGCCAAUACAAGUAUAUUGAUUGUUUUAUUGGGACAGUUUUGUGGCACAAAUGAAGGUGAAUUUAAUUUGUCUGCUUGCAAAAAAGUGAUGAGCCGGACAGUAUAUAUUUUAUGAUCAAUUUUUCGGGACGUAUCAUUGCUUGAGAUAAUUUCUGAAACAUUGCCAUUCAUCGGAUUUUUCUAUGUACAUAAUCCACACUAAUUCACACAUUCGCAAUAUAUUGAAAGCAUAUAAGAGAGAUGAGAAGCCAAAAAAGAUGAUAGAGAUGUUCAGACGCCUUGGCCGUUGUGCUACAUGCUAAAUAUUUGUUUUUAGGAGUCAAUAUUAUCAAUAAAUUUCUCUCCUUCAAGUAUUCAAUUUUUUUUUCUUCGUUUUUAUAUGAAAUUUUCGAGGCAAGUGUAUCGCAUUUUCGUGUAAAUUGGCAGAUUGUUUCAGAAGAUGCUAUAAAAGAGCUAAAAUAAUUUUUGUCUUAUAAAGAAACUGGUGAAAAGUGAGAGUUUGUGCAUUUAAUACAUUAUUCUGAUAAUCAUUGAUAAGGACUUGAAGAUUGCACAAAUUGUGUGUUUAAAAUCGUUUUUUUCUUUUUUUCUUUAAUUCUUGUAAUUAGAAGCGAUAGACAUUGUGCUGUUUGAGACGAAAAGUUUGAAGAAAAUGCAAUAUAGUGCAAUUUAAAAAUUGAAUUGUCAGGAAAAUAUGAAGCACACGGUUAAUGCUUCAGAUCAGCCAGUGUACUGUCACAUAAUCUCAUGGUGCAAGUUUAGCUGUAUAUUGAAUAGAGUGUGGAUUACCAUUUGAUUUAAACUGCAAGCGCCAGGACAAGCAUCUGCAGCUGAUAAGAUUGCUCAAGUGGCUUUUCAGUAACAGUAGUCAACAAUUAAUCGUGUUUUUAAACACUACUUAUCACCACACACGGCUGCAGCGAUCACUUUCCUCACCUUCUCUUUCGCAUCUCACCAUUGACGGGACACAUUUGAAGGGCGAAGAAAGAAAAGUCUCAAGAUGACAACUCGCUGGAGGCAGAAAGUCACAUUUGCAGCAGCCGUGGUACUUCUUAUUGUGGCACUAGGCUUGGGAAUCUUCGUUUGGACGGCAGUAUCAAAUGGUGUUUUCACACCACGAACCGCCAGCAUUAGGCAUAGAAUAAAUAUCAGUGACAAUCAGGAGUCUUCCAGCGUGAAUAGAAGCUCUCUCAAUAUGAUUAGAGACUCCUCUAAUCAUCAUCAUUUACCAUCAUCAUCAUCAACUACAUCGCCAUCCAGUUUGGACUCGACGGAGGAAUCGCCUCCACGGCAUCCGCCCGACAUCGACUUGUCGCAUUUCGAUUACGAAAAUAUUCCAAUGAGCAAUGUGGAGUAUGUGAAACCAUCGAAAAUUCACACACAACCCCUCCAUGCAGAUGAUCUGCUGUACGAGUCCAAGAAUCAAGAGACUGCAACAAGUAACUUAGAAAAUCAUCGAAUCACCGGGCACUUUCGUAACAAAUCGAGUCGAAUAUGGGACCCACAUCCACAGUAUGAGAUCGAUGCUUUUGGUCUUCAUAUGCAUUUAAUCCUCUACCAAGCUGCCAAUUUCAUUCACAAUGACCUAAAGGUGACACAUAUUUGGCCCAAUGAGACACUAAGACGGAAGGCAGAUCAUAAGGAUCACGAAACACUGCAGGGAUGCUUCUAUCGGGGUCAUAUCCGUGGUGAUGAAAAAUCUUUUGUGUCUGUAAACCUCUGUGACGGAAUGAGGGGACACAUUAGGACGUCGUCUGGCUCAUUUUUCAUACAACCCGUGGAGAAGUACACCAGUGAAAAUGAGAAUAUUCUUCAUAUUGUCUACAGAUUGCCCAUAAACAUCAGGCCUCACGAUGAACUGGAAUCCAUGGAAGAGAAUUCUAGCAAUUCUGCAUUUGAAAAUGCUGGAGAUACUUAUUCGCCCGACAUUGAUGGGGACUUGGUGACUUCGAGGGAGCCUGAAGCUCAUGUAAGAAGAAAACGAAGUCAUCACAGUAUGAUGUCGCACAAUGAGUACACGAUGGAGAUUCUGGUGGCUGUGGACAAGAAAAUGCAGGAAUACCAUGGUGAUGCAAUUCAGGAAUAUGUUCUGACACUCAUGUCCAUUGUGUCGAGCAUCUUCUCGGAUGCCACCAUUGGAAAUUCCUUGAAUGUCGCUGUGGUGCAUAUUCUCCUGCUGAAGCAUGAUCUUGUAAUGAACUCCAAUCAUAUAGGUGUCUCGGCGUCCAGUAUGCUGGCGGAAUUUUGCAAAUUGAAGCAACGCUAUCACAAUUUUCAACACGAUACAGCCCUCCUUUUAACACGCGAGCAGAUUUGCCGGAAUGCCAAUGAGACCAAGUGUGACACUCUUGGGUUGGCAGAACUCGGGACCAUGUGCCGGGCGACUUCUUGUUCUCUGGUGCAGGACAAUGGACUGUCGGCGGCAUUCACAAUAGCCCAUGAAUUGGGUCAUGUAUUGAGCAUGCCACACGAUGAUGAUCCCAAAUGUGGAAAAUUUCAUAACCCAAAAAAGCACAAGGACUUUAUUAUGUCUCGAAUGCUGGAUCACAAUACUCAUCCUUGGGCCUGGUCUGAUUGCUCGCGCCAUUUCAUUACAGAAUAUCUUGAAAAAAAACACGGAAAUUGCAUGCUGAACAAACCGGAGCGGGAUAUGAUAGAGCCUAGUAGUGGCAAUGCAAUGUUGGCUGGAGAGAAAUUUACAGACAAUCAGCAAUGCGAAUUGGUAUUUGGGCCAGGCACUAAGAUUUGCUCCUACAUGCCCGUCUGCAACUCCCUGUGGUGUACAGCAGGAGCUACAGAUGUGGAGGGAUGUCGUACACAGGCGAUGCCAUGGGCGGAUGGAACCAAAUGUGGCGAAAAUCAGUGGUGUCAGAAGGCACAAUGCGUGCAUCGCAAUAGGAGUGCCCUGAAGCCUGUGGAUGGUGGAUGGGGUCCGUGGAGCUCGUAUAGCGAAUGCAGUAGAUCUUGUGGUGGUGGUGUUCAUGCCAUUACACGCGAGUGCAAUAAUCCAGAACCCACGAAUGGGGGAAAGUACUGUGUGGGUGAGAGAAAGCACUAUGAAUCGUGCAAUACCCACAAUUGUCCAGUGGGAACUCCGGAUGCGAGGGAGGAGCAAUGUCGGGAAUUGGAUAAUGAUAACUUUGACAUUGUGGGGAUCCCGAAAAAUGUUAAAUGGAUACCAAAAUAUGGAGCUUCACCUGCUGACGAGUGCAAAUUGUAUUGUAGAGUUCAAAACACCAAUCAAUAUUUUGUUCUUAAAGAUAAGGUGAAAGAUGGAACCCCAUGCUCAUCGCAGAGCUUCAACAAAUGCGUCAAUGGGUUAUGUCGACCAGCCGGUUGCGACAAUGUCCUGGAUUCAUCGGCUGUCUUGGAUAAAUGCGGUGUGUGCAAUGGGAAGAAUGACACAUGUGAAGAUGUCUUUGGAUCGCUGAGUCAUCAGCAUUUCUCUGAGGAUAUCAGUAAUCGAUCGACCUUCUACUAUCGAGUUACAAUGAUCCCCAAGGGAUCCACGAAUAUCGAGAUCACUCAACCCGGCUACGGCGACGAUCACAACUACAUCGCUCUGAUGGAUGAUCAGGGCAAUUACCUGCUCAAUGGGGAGAAUCUCAUUACGCAAUACCCCAAAGUAUUUGCCUAUGCUGACGUUACUUUUGACUACAAUGGGGCCUAUUCUGCCCUAGAGAGGGUCAAUUCGACGUAUGCGCGUCACCUGAAGCGCGAUCUCAUUGUUGAGGUGUUGUCGGUACGACCGAUGGACCGAGACAUUAGUGAAAAUCUUAUUCAGUAUUCAUAUUCAGCACCAAAGGCACCUUAUGGUGUGGAAAAGAGCAUUCCACAGGUCACAUCAACCACCUCACUCUACAAUCAUCAUCAUCAUCGAAAUAUAAUCCCAUAUCAGUGGAAGAUGAGUGAAUGGAGUCGAUGCAGUCAGCUGUGCAUUGGGAAGCAAUCUAGGUCAGCGGUUUGCAUUCAAAUGGAAACAAAUGCAAAAGUUCCCGCCAAUUACUGCCAACAUCAGCAAAAACCACAGGAUGAGUAUGAAGUGUGCAACAUCGAUUGUCGUCUUGAUUUGGAACUCACCAAGUCAGAUUGCUCUAAGUCUUGUGGGGAUGGAAUUAGAACACUCAAAUACAUUUGCAUCCAAAUUUAUAUUCAGUCGGGACAGAAGCAUAUUGUGGAAGAUUCUCACUGUCAGCAUAUCUCAAAGCCGUCGACGGUCACGUAUGAAAAAUGCCAGGGAGCCUGCAAAGAUGCCACAUGGGCGUAUGGAGGAUGGGAACCGUGCACGGAAACAUGUGGAGGCGGCUUGCAAAACCGAUCAGCGACAUGCUUAUCUCACGUUGGUGGGUUUCCCAUUGAUGAUAGCUACUGUAGCAAUUUGGCCAAGGAAGAUACGGUACGGAUAUGCAAUGUAGAAUCAUGUCCAGAGUGGGCUUACGGGGAGGAGACGCCGGUAACUGAUGUCUCAGUUGUAAGUUACUUCGACAACUACGAUCCACUGAUUCGUAGUAGACCCAAGGAACUUUAUGAAGUUCAUCACACAAUUCCAUCUUCCAAACCUCGAGGCCUAGCCACUAUUUUAACAUCUACAACUACUCUAGCACCAAUUAUAAAACUGUAUCAGUGGCGUGCUAGUCUCUGGGGUCAAUGUUCAGUGUCAUGUGGCGAAGGAGGUAUUCGUAUCCGCAGCGUAAGAUGUUCUCUCAAAUCAGAAUCUGGAUACGAAUAUGUAGCAGAUUCAUUCUGCGAUCCAGCUCGAAAACCAGUAAAUAAAUUAAAAUGUUCAGAUAUUCGAUGUCCUGAGUGGAUUUUUUUGAACUGGAGUGAGUGUGGGGAUGACUGUACUAGAAGAAGGCAUGUUAUUUGCCAGGGUCACCGAGGACAGGUGGACGAUAAACUGUGUCCGGCUGAUUUGAGGCCACCACAUAGAGAAACAUGCUGUCACUACCGAUGGCGCAGUGUCUGGUCACCAUGUUCAGCGACCUGUGGACAUGGUAUCCGCAAAAGAGAGAGAGUUUGUAUGAGAUUAAUGCCACGAUCGAAGACCAAUCCUCAUCCCGUGAAGACUGGAAAACGUGUUGAUUCUCAAUACUGUCCAACUUCUGGGGCAGUUGUUACGUUUAAGCGGCCGACGAGGCCUUGCAAAAAACUCUGCCAGUUUCGCUGGGAAACUUCUCCAUGGACAAAGUGCAAUGCGGGCUGUGGAACUGGAUUUGCCCUGAGAAAUGUAACGUGCACGAAUGGCAGAGUAAUUUCUCAGACUGAAUGUAGUGGAAUACCAAAGCCAUCGAAUGCCAAACCCUGUGAGGGAAAAAGUCACUGUACAUGGAAGAUUCUCAAGCCGAAGAAUUGCAGUUGCGGUGGGUACAUGAAAAGGAGGGCUAUUUGCAUGGAUACAUUGCGAAAUGUGAGAUCAAGCAGUUGUCCCCAUGGCAAUCGCCCACCACCGAUUAAGCAACGCUGUCAGGCACCACCAAAUUGCUCCUGUCGUACUAUUCAGUAUCACAUGAAUACCAGAAGGGAUGGGGAAUAUGUGCUGAAUGUGCGUGGACGACAAGUAAGCAUCUACUGUCAUCGGAUGAACACAAAUACACCCAAGGAGUAUUUGACGUUAAAAGCUGGCUCAACGGAAAACUACUCAAUGUACUAUGAUAAGAGAUCUAAGGAUCGGUCACAAUGUCCAGAUAGCCCGCACCAUAUGUUCCAUGAUGAAACAAUUCCAUCUGGAACAACGUGGUACAGCAAGGUGCGCCUCAAUUUGCAUACAUUACAAGUCAUCAAUGAUGACUUUGCAUUCGCCCACACACAAGGGCACACGCAGCCCUUCGCAUCAGCUGGGGACUGCUUUAGCAUCACGAGACGAUGUCCGAAGGGAGUAUUCUCCGUGAAUCUCGAAGGUACGGGCUUCAGGAUACGACCGACGAUGCAGUGGGAAACAAAAGGGCAGAGCUCGGCCAUAAUUUUCCACCAGAAUCUCGAACCGCCAUAUUUUAAGGUAAUAGCCCGAUGUGGGGGCUACUGUGGCAACUGCUUCUCGUCCAGAAAUCACACAUUGACCCUCGAUGUUCUGUAGAAGUCAUCUUCAGUGCACCUUGAUUUUUUUUAUCAUUGUAAGAAACUUCUUCCGUAGUCUUUGUGGAAGGAGUGCUUUUUUCAUUGAUCUGUUGGCCGCUCCUUUUUUCGGAGUGGUAGAUUCAAUGAUGGGUAAAUCCUACUCACACAAUUAUUUGCCAUAACCCGGAUAUUGGAUGGAAUCCACGGAUGCUGAGGGAGAUGGUGUGACUGGGGUGCAAUGAAAAGAAAGUUCAACAACAGUCGCGCUGGGCAUCUUUCUCACAUCUACUGUGUGGGUGCAGCUUUGUUGUAAAUUCGUCAUUUUAUUAGUAAAAAGAAAAAGAAAAGGAUAAAUAAUAAGCUUUAUAUUAAAACGCGUUAUUGAAAUAUUUGUGAUAUGUCUUUUUUCACACAAGAGACGAAAUUUUAAAUAAAUAAACUGUAUUAGAAAGAAAAAGAAAUUGAACAGCAAGAAAACGACAGAAAAAAAAGUUGAUGAAAUUGGAUAAUUGGAAAAAGUACAAAACACCUAAUUUAAGGAAUGAAGAUGAGUUUAGAUUGCAGUAAAUUGCAACUACAGGUUUUGUAGUUGAAAUAUUUCAAAUACUUCCGCCAUAUGAUUUUUUUUUAGUAAUUACGAUGUCUAUUGAAUUGUCUUGAUUUUUUUUUUUGAAGUGUUGCUAUUCCAUAAGCGACAAAUAUAACUCAUAUAUGCACAUUUUUUUUGCAAUUUGAGGUACUAUUUUGAAGAAUAUCUACGUUUUUGAUUCUUAUUGUAAGAGGUCAAAGACUUUUUUUACUCAAAUUGAAAUACUCAAGUUCCACUGAAGCAACCUACCGGUUUGAAAGGUAAUUUCAAACAUACAUUAAACACAUUUUGAGACCAAUAUUUUUAUUAUUCAACAAUAGCGUUCUCUCCCAUUUUCCCCAUUGGCGCCCCUUACACAAUUAUAUUUGAAAUGUGUACGGUAAACUAUUAAAUUUUAUAUCAAUGAUAUUUUCUAUAACUGCCGUAUUUUAAUAAGUCAUUCACAAUUCGUCUAUAGUAGAUUAAUUUCUAAUGUAAUAGUAAUUGUAUUGAGAAGAAGUGGAAUUUAUAAAAGAAGCCCACAGUAAAAUCUGUAACUAUUUUUUCCAAUAACUGCCUUAAUUUACCAAGUUGACCAUUAUAGGUUAUAAUUAAAUGUGAGGUUAUAUAUUAGGAAAAACUUGAAUAAAAUAUAUUCAACAUUUUCUUAUCAGAUGCAAUCAAGAAAAUUCUUUUUGGUCUCAUUUCAUUUGACAAAGAGGUUUUUUUUUUUGAAAAGUGAGGUUGUGUCGUACUUAACCUAAAAUAAAUAAAUGUUUUAGAGGAGCAUUUAAUUUUUUCUGCUAGUAAAAUUUUCAAUUAAUUGAACAUUUAAUAUAUAAACAAAAAUGUAAUUUAUAUAAUUUUUGAAGAAAUUUAACUAAUCAGAAAAACAUAACCUAUUUUUAUUUCUUAUUUUUAAUUUUCCAAAGAAGGGUUUUGAUGGUAACAAGUUGUGGUUCUUGAAAUUGAUAAAUAAAUUGAUUAAAGUAAUGAUGGUUAAAGUUUUUCUGCACAAAAAUAUUUCUUAAUUCAUUUGAGGUUAGAUGCAAUAUAACCUCAAAUUUGAAAAUAUCUUCUUGACCAAAUAAGAAACAAAUUCCUUCUACUUCUUAUACAGUAGACUCUCUCUCAAUUGGGCAUUUGGGGCAAAAUGUCAUCCGGAUUAUCGAUAGAUUUGGAUGUCAAAGCCUUUGUAAAUUCCACAAAAAGCGCUCAAUUAUAAAGAAUCACAAUAAAAUAGGAAGAACUUACAACGAAUUUGAGCAAAUUAGCUUCAUAAUUAAACGUGAAAAUUGUCAACAAAAUUUUUCGCCCGAUUGAAAAGAGCCGAUUGAGAGAGAGAGUCUACUGUAUGGCAAUUGGUACAAUAAAAGAAAUCCUUAUUAAAGAAUACUUUGCUUAGAUUACAAAUUUUACAAUUUGAAAGAUAAAUCAAAUUUUAAAAUUUAACCUCAAAAUUAAACAUCUUGGAAUAAAAUGCUUCGAAAGGACAAAGAGGUAAUUAAAAUAGCUAGGGAAAAAAUCUUUUUAAAUACUAUUUUUGCCACAUGUUCAAAUUAAUUAUCUAUCGUGGUUAUCAUCGUACUAAUUCUCGUGUUUUUAGGUUAAACCCUACACAACCUCACUUUUUGAAGUGACCUCUUCUGUACAUAGUAAAAAAUUACAAAUCAAAGCAUUUCUGAUUUCUUAAAUUAAUUUGAGAAAAAUGAAUCAUGUUGAAACUUUCUAAAGUUUUUAACCUUUAAAAGAUCUCCUUUUUUUUAAAAUUAUAUUUUGUUCCAAAUUGUUGGUAAAACAAGGAUCAUCUUUGAGUAAAAGUGCCUGAUUUUUCUGUGGGGACCGUGGCGUAAAUAAAUUUUCAGUCGAUAGGAAAUAAAUAAAACAAUUGUGUGAGAUAGUGCUUUUUUGUAAAAUUGAUUAUAUUUGUAUUAAUGUAUUUAUCCAAAAUAGGUUUAUAAGCAAAAAGAAAUUGUAGCUUUUUAGCGAAGCUUUAAGUCAGUAAAAUUUUGCACAAACAUUCAUCGAAGAAGAUUAUUGUUUUUUCAAUAGAAUGUGCAAUUGCUAGAAGUGAGUUCUAUUCAUUUCUUAAUUCACUAUUACACCCUCAUUCUGAAAUACAUGUUGUAAAAUGAUACCAUAUAUAUAUUUUUUAAGUUACAAUAGAUUAAUAUAGUCCAUCCAGAAUGUCCAACCUGAAAUAUGCCUGGAAUUUUGUCUCUCUCCCCAUGACAUUGAAUUGUCUUCAUAAUAUUGUGCGUAUUGAUGUUUGAGGUGCGAAAUUUUUGGUAGAAAACAAGAGAGUUGAGAGAUCUUUCUGUAUUUUUUUGCCUGUGAAAAAUACAUAAAUUCAGAAAGAAACGAACUACAACUCUUCAGAAUUUAGAAUAUGUAGUGUAGCUGAAUGUAAUAUUCUUAGUAUUUGAGAAAAUAAUAAAAUCUAAUUGAUAAUAA
Molecule: messenger RNA, 9619 nt
Organism: Phlebotomus papatasi
Lineage: Eukaryota; Metazoa; Arthropoda; Insecta; Diptera; Psychodidae
Gene: AdamTS-A
Product: A disintegrin and metalloproteinase with thrombospondin motifs 20
Exons: 23
Coding region: 1544-6616 (1690 amino acids)
Biological process (GO): extracellular matrix organization; proteolysis
Cellular component (GO): extracellular matrix
Molecular function (GO): metalloendopeptidase activity; zinc ion binding
Source: RefSeq, a predicted model, not a curated record